Mastomys coucha (southern multimammate mouse) is the source of this 1353-nucleotide messenger RNA. It is a transcript of the gene Fas, whose product is annotated as Fas cell surface death receptor. The transcript has 9 exons. Gene Ontology annotation, biological process: activation-induced cell death of T cells; immune response; regulation of stress-activated MAPK cascade. The coding region runs from base 196 to 1176 and encodes 326 amino acids. The record is from RefSeq and is a predicted model, not a curated record. Gene Ontology annotation, molecular function: tumor necrosis factor receptor activity; protein binding. Gene Ontology annotation, cellular component: membrane raft; external side of plasma membrane; CD95 death-inducing signaling complex. NCBI's taxonomy places the organism in Eukaryota, Metazoa, Chordata, Mammalia, Rodentia, Muridae.
CUGGUCCCUCAAAAAAAAGUGACAUACAGUUGUUCAAAGCGAUUUCUGAGGAGAGCAGAGUAGGAGUGAAGCGGUUUGUGCGUGCCAGGGGCGGGCCCAGGCAAAGUACAUACCCAGGGGCAGUCUAGAGCUGGUGGGUGGGGCCUCGGCAGACUGCCCACAUUGGCUGCGGGGCUUCUUUCCCUUGCUGCAGACAUGCUGUGGAUCUUGGCUGUCCUGUCUAUGGUGUUUGCUGGCCCACAGUUGACUGUUCAUGCUCAAGGCACUGAUAGCAUCUCCAAGGGUUUGCCGUUGAGGAGGAGUGUUCGUGAAAUUGACAUCAACUGCUCAGAAGGAUUAUAUCAAGGGGGCCCAUUUUGCUGUCAACCGUGCCAACCUGGUGAACGUAAAGUUAAGGACUGCACAAAAAGUGGGGGUGCACCAACCUGCAUUCCCUGCACAGAGGGGAAGGAGUACAUGGACAAGAAACAUUAUUCUGAUAAAUGCAGAAGAUGCACAUUGUGUGAUGAAGGGCAUGGUUUAGAAGUGGAAACAAACUGCACCCGGACGCAGGAUACCAAGUGCAAGUGCAAACCAAACUUCUACUGCGAUUCUUCUGGCUGCGAACACUGUGAUCCCUGCACCUUGUGUGAACAUGGAGUCCUUGAGCAGUGCACAGCAACCAGCAAUACCAAAUGCAGGAUAAAACGUUCCAGAAAUCACCUCUGGUUGUAUGCCAUCUUUCUUUGGGCAAUACCACUUGUGGGUGUUUGUGCAUAUGUAUGUCAAAAGUACUGGAAAAGGCAUCACAAUGACCCUGAAUCUGGAAUCCCAAGUCCUGAAAGGAUACCAAUGAUUAUCUCAAAUGCUAGUUUGAGUAGAUACAUCCCAAGAAUUGCUGAAGAAAUGAAAAUCUGUGACGUUAAAAAAUUUGCUCGGGAAAAUAAGAUACCAGAAAGCAAGAUAGAUGAGAUUAAGUAUAACAGCCCCCAAGACACAGCUGAGCAGAAAAUCCAGCUGCUCCAGUUCUGGUACCAAUCUCAUGGGAAGAGUGGUGCAUAUCAAGAUUUAAUCCAGGGUCUUAAAAAAGCCAAAUGUCACACCAUAGUAGAGAAAGUUCAGGCCAUGGUCCAGAAAGACCUUGAAAACUUAACCUCAGACAUCAGAAAUGAAAAUGAAGGACAACAUCUGGAGUAAAAACUACCUCAGUUCCAGCCAUGAAGAAAGGAGAGAGUCUGCCACCCAUGAUGGGCACAAAAUGGAUGCCAACUGUAUCAACGCUGAAGACCUUCCACUGAUGGACAGUUCUUUUCCACUAUAUAUGGAAAUGUAUAAUAGAAGAAAUAUUUUUUAAAUUAAAGUAUCUUUUUUGCA